AUGGAUAAAAAGGGCUUCUCAUGCCUUCUCUCUUGGUUUCUGAUUUUUUUGCUUCUGCAGCUACAGAUACAAAGAGGAAGUGGGUCAAAUGCAACAUCGAAAGGAGUGAUCAAGUUGAGAGUAGGGGUACCCAAGAAAGAUGGUUUCACCCAAUUUGUGAAAGUUGUUUGGGACUCUCAUGAAAAGAAGUACAAUGUCUCUGGAUAUUGCAUGGAUGUUUUCAAUGCCGUUGUAAACCUCUUACCCUUCAAGGUUUCUCUAGAAAUCGAACCAUUUGUUAAUGAAUCAAGAGAGACUGCUGGAUCAUACGAUACACUUGUCCAACAGGUCCCAACAAAGUAUGAUGUUGUGGUAGGGGAUGUAACAAUCGUGGCCAAUCGUUCAAAAUCUGUAGAUUUCACACUGCCAUUUACAGAAUCAGGAGUUACAAUGCUAGUACCAGUUCAACAUGACAAACACAAAACCAUGUGGAUUUUUGUCAAACCCUUCAGCUGGGAUCUUUGGUUAAGCAUAGUCAUAGUUUCUAUGUUCAUAGGGAUUGUCAUACUCAUCAUGGAAAGAAAUGUAAAUUCCCUCCCUAAUCAGGAAGGUUCACCAAAUCGAAAACAGCUCAGCGCAUUAAACAUAUUAUGGUUUCCAAUAUCACAAGCCGUUCUUCCUGAAAGACAGGUAGUCGCCAAGAACUGUUCCAGAUUUGUUUUGAUGGUUUGGCUUCUAUUGGCGUUUGUCCUCAUGCAAAGUUACACUGCAAACCUGACAUCUAUAUUGACCUUAGAUCAGCUGCAACCAAGUUUUCUUAGAGUGGAUGAUCUAAAAAAUGGGGAUUAUUAUGUUGGAUAUCAAACUGGCUCUUUCGUUUAUGAUAUGUUGGUACAGCGAUGGAAGUUUAACCCAUCAAAGCUGAGGGCUUAUAGCAACAUUUCUGAGUAUCACCAUGCUCUAAAUAUUGGAAGCCAACGUGGGGGUGUAGCAGCUAUAUUUGAUGAACUACCCUACCUUAAAGUCUACCUUAAAAAAUUUGGAUCCAAUUACAUCAUGACCGGCCCCACCUAUCGAACUGAUGGGUUUGGUAUUGCAUUCCCUUUAAACUCAAAUCUUACCGCUCACUUUUCAAGAGCAAUCUUGAAUGUGACUGAAAGUGAUUUAAUGGAUAAGAUUGAGGAAAAAUAUUUUGGGAAGAAUGAAGGAGGAGGACAAGGACAAGACCAGCCUGCCCAAUUGUCUUCCGCAACUCCAAGUCUCACCUUUUAUAGCUUUGCAGGGCUCUUCUUGAUCACCGUGGUUGCUAAUUUAUUAGCAUUACUCGUCUCAGAAACUUUUAUUUGGCAAAGACCCAUUUUGAUGGCUAAAACAUACAGUCAGAGGUAUUUGUUCCGCACUCCAACUUCCAAAGAAACAAGUGUUCAUUCAAGUCAUGAUUCAACGCAGGGAAUAGAAGCCGUUUAA
Messenger RNA from Gastrolobium bilobum, 1446 nucleotides. Its product is annotated as glutamate receptor 2.8-like. The transcript is spliced from 4 exons. The coding region runs from base 1 to 1446 and encodes 481 amino acids. Lineage: Eukaryota; Viridiplantae; Streptophyta; Magnoliopsida; Fabales; Fabaceae. The record is from RefSeq and is a predicted model, not a curated record. Gene Ontology annotation, cellular component: plasma membrane. Gene Ontology annotation, molecular function: glutamate-gated receptor activity.